Molecule: messenger RNA, 1381 nt
Organism: Anastrepha ludens (Mexican fruit fly)
Lineage: Eukaryota; Metazoa; Arthropoda; Insecta; Diptera; Tephritidae
Exons: 2
Coding region: 1-1302 (433 amino acids)
Molecular function (GO): nucleic acid binding; zinc ion binding
Source: RefSeq, a predicted model, not a curated record
AUGGCAAAUAUUCGCCAAGAACUAACUAACGUGCUGACUGAGACUGGUGUGGAAUUUCCAACUACAGCAACGACAACCCAAUUGCGCCGAUUGCUGCGGGAUGUGGUAGGAGCCACUCGGAGCACGGAAAUUUCAAGAAAUGACGAUAAUUUAAAUUCUGCCGCUACUGCUGGUACUGCCGCUGUUGAUGCCACUGCUACUGCCGACGUUUUCACCUCUGCUGACGACACUGCCGGUACUGACACUAAUGCUGCUAUUAGUGCUACUGCCGCUACUAAUGCUACUGCCGCUAUUGAUACUACUGCCGCUAUUGAUAUUAUUGCCGCUUCUGAUGUUUUUGACUCUGCCGCUACUGAUGUACGUGCCGCUGCUGACGUACGUGCCGCUGCUGACGCUACCAAUAUUAGAAACUGUGGACGGACUAGUAUGUUUAUUGGUCUAGAUGAAGAGAUCGCAGCUUUGCAAAAGCGGGUAGAAAUUCUCAAGCUGGCCAAACAAAUCGAAGAACUCGAAGGCCGUCCGAAAAAUCAGAGUAUACGGCGUCUGGAAUUUGGGGACCUUGAACAUGCCAUCCCCAAAUUCAGUGGAGAUGAUGUCACUUUAACGGUGAACCAAUUCCUAAAAGAUUUUGAGGAUCUAAUGGAAUCGACUGGAGCUGACGACCGAUUUAAACUGCUUGCACUUCGUCGUUCGCUGACGGGCACGGCGAAAGUUUUCCUGACGACAACAGUAGCGUUGAACUAUGGUGCGCUAGGGAAAGCGCUAAAAGACGAAUUCGACAUAUCCGUCACACGGCAUGAGAUAUAUAAGAUGUUGGCACAACGUCGCUGGAAGCGGAAAGAUGAGUCGCUGCACUGUUAUGUGCUGACAAUGCAAGCCUUAGGAAAACGAGCCAAUGUCAGCGAUCUUGAGGUUAUUGAUUUUAUUAUUGAUGGAAUCGGGAAUGUCCCAAACUCGCAUAUCCUUAUGACGGCCCGAACCUUAGACGAAUUCAAGACGCUGGUGAUCCGUUUCCAAAACAAAUAUUUUGCAGUUGGCACGGCACAGACAGCAGCUCCCAAAACAACAAAACCAGCAGCCGAACAAAAAAUAAAGUGCUACAAUUGUUCGAAGGAUGGCCACAUCAAACCCAACUGCCCUUACCCUAUGCGACCAAAUGACGCCUGUUUCCGAUGUUGGAAGAUGGGGCACGAUCACCGAUCCUGCCCGAACCCACCAAAAGUUUUGAAGCCCCGAGAAGUUGCUGCCGUACAAGUGGAUACAGACCAUGACGUGGUUGGCGCAUUUAAUUAUUCCGACUAGCCUUAUCCAGGAGUCACUGGUUCCUAAAGGGGUCCAAAAGGAAUGUGUAAAGAGACCAGUUCAAAAAUACAAAGGCAUU